Messenger RNA from Sorex fumeus (smoky shrew), 2386 nucleotides. It is a transcript of the gene PPT1, whose product is annotated as palmitoyl-protein thioesterase 1. The transcript has 9 exons. Gene Ontology annotation, molecular function: palmitoyl-(protein) hydrolase activity. The record is from RefSeq and is a predicted model, not a curated record. Gene Ontology annotation, biological process: protein depalmitoylation; receptor-mediated endocytosis; nervous system development. Gene Ontology annotation, cellular component: lysosome. Lineage: Eukaryota; Metazoa; Chordata; Mammalia; Eulipotyphla; Soricidae. Bases 16 to 930 code for a protein of 304 amino acids.
CGUGACCGGGCCAAGAUGGCGUCGCCCAGGGCCGUGCGGCUGCUGGCGCUGCUUCUCCUGUCCUGGUCCUGUGCGGCCGCGCGGCGCCGCGAAUCGCCGGCGCCUCUCCCGCUGGUGAUCUGGCAUGGGAUGGGGGAUAGCUGCUGCAAUCCACUAAGCAUGGGUGCUAUUAAAAAAAUGGUGGAAGAGAAAAUACCAGGAAUCUACGUCUUAUCAUUAAAGAUCGGGAAGACAGUGAUGGAGGACAUGGAGAACAGCUUCUUCAUGAAUGUCAACUCUCAAGUCUCCACAGUGUGUCAGGCUCUUGCUAAGGACCCCAAAUUACAGCAAGGCUACAACGCCAUGGGAUUCUCCCAGGGAGGCCAGUUCCUGAGGGCGGUCGCGCAGAGAUGCCCCUCCCCGCCCAUGAUCAACCUCAUCUCAGUGGGGGGACAACAUCAAGGUGUUUUUGGACUCCCUCGGUGCCCCGGAGAGAGCUCCCACAUCUGUGACUUGAUCAGAAAAACCCUAAAUGCUGGGGCUUAUUCUAAAGCCGUCCAGGAACGCCUGGUGCAAGCAGAAUACUGGCACGACCCCAUCAAGGAGGAUGUGUACCGCAAUAACAGCAUCUUCUUGGCAGAUAUUAACCAGGAGAGAGAAGUCAACGAGUCCUACCGGAAAAACCUGAUGGCCCUGAAGAAAUUUGUGUUGGUGAAAUUCCUCAAUGACUCUGUGGUGGACCCUGUGGAUUCUGAGUGGUUCGGCUUCUACAAAAGUGGACAAGCCAAGGAGACGAUCCACUUACAGGAGACCGCUCUAUACAAACAGGACCGCCUGGGGCUAAAGAAAAUGGAGCAAGCAGGACAGCUCGUGUUUCUGGCUGUGGAAGGGGAUCAUCUACAACUGCCUAAAGACUGGUUUUAUCAACACAUUAUACCUUUCCUUGAGUGAUACCCUGGUGCUUGGCUCCAGAGCUCAGGGAGCCCCAAGCGCAUCCAAACCAGUGAGACAGUUCCCUUCAUACCUCAGCUCCGAUCCAGUUUGCAAUUAAUUUUCUCUGGAGUCAUCCACUAACCUGCCCUGCUUGGAAAGAUCUGAGAUACUUAUCUUAUCCUUUACCUCAUCCUAUCAGCAGAUGGUGUUGAAUUCAAGUUUAAUGAGUUGAAACCUAUGGAGAUUAUCUUACAGCCCUUGGAUGUAGUGAAGUUGUCUAGGAAAUAGUCUGCUCCAAGUCAGUGUCAGAACUAUGCCCGGGCUCAGAAGUCUGAACAAAACUCAAGUAAUGAGAGGCUCAGUGCAAAUACAACCACGCUUCAAACCAAGGGAAAGCGCACACAGGCCUGAGUUAUGUACAUUGAUGGGCUUUUGCUGGGUGAGAUUUCCAGUGCUUGGAUAUUUUUGCAGUUUCUGGAGGCUGCCCUCCUGAAUUUACUGCUUUCUGGAGUCUUGCUUGCCUUGGUAGUACUUAGUCUCUUCACAGAGCACUGAAUUAGUUGUUCACCAAGGAGGAAGUAGCACCUAGUUGGAUUGCUUAAUGAAGGGGAAGUAGAUGCUUGCUUAACUAGGGGUGAAGAAUCAUGCACAAGUAGAAAUGAAAAGGUCAUUGUUUCUUUUCCUUCCAUCCUUGAUUAAUCCAGCUUAUCUUACUAUGACUAAUGGAUUAGAUCAGAGGUUCCCAAACUUAUCAGAAAACUGCUCAGUGCUCCCCUGGAAAUCUGCCUUUUCAAUGGAACAAACAGAAAGUGCCCCCAGGUUGCAUUCAAAGCUACUAAUGCCUCUGUCAGUUGUUCCAGUGGCCCCUGGGGAGGCAUUGUCACCCACUUUGGGGAAAAACUAAUCUAGAUUCCUGAGUGUCUAUUGUUGAUGAGAGAAGAAACUGAGGGGGGAUGUGAAGAUAUCUGAUUUUCUAAUUCUCAUCCCCUCAAAUCAUAUUUUCUGGUGUAAGGCAAAUUUUGAUAUGUUCUGUGAGAGGAAAAAAUGCUUAUUUAAAAAACCUGGGAGAUGUCUGCAAGUCAUCUUCUCCCUUUGACAAUCCCCCAUGUUGUAACCCCCAAGGUCAGAGGACUGAGUUUCUGUCACAGUAGAUAAAACCCAACUGAACAUUUCCUACACUAUCUGCACGUGCAUAUCACACUCCCACACCAUGCAAGCAUUUCUGUCAACACUAAUGGGAGGCUGUUCUGCACAAUGCCAGUCUGGGACAAUGAUUAGCUCUGCUUUGCUGUGUUUUCCCUUCAUUUUUCUUUCACCCCUCUCAAGUCAUAUUUCCAACUAAAAGAUUAUGGACAAAAAGUAAGAGGAAGUCAAAAUGAGGUCUACAAUAAAGUAUAGUUUCGUACCACUGUUUUCUUCCCCCACCUCCAUGUUUUUACAUCUUUGUAUAGCAAAUAAAGGUAAAUACAAAGCA